Molecule: messenger RNA, 1647 nt
Organism: Cercospora beticola
Lineage: Eukaryota; Fungi; Ascomycota; Dothideomycetes; Mycosphaerellales; Mycosphaerellaceae
Product: tellurite-resistance/dicarboxylate transporter family protein
Biological process (GO): malate transmembrane transport
Cellular component (GO): membrane
Molecular function (GO): malate transmembrane transporter activity
Source: RefSeq, a predicted model, not a curated record
GUCCAAUAUGGCCGAUGACGAAAGACGAUAUCCACACUGUCUCUGUUGAUACAAACAUGGCAGCCCCAUUGCAACUAGAGAUGCUUGCUGCUCUCCUCCACGUCCAACAUGGAGCGCAACGGAUAUCGGAACGAAAAUGGACAGGAUGUCGAAAAACAAACCCAGAACAACAACAAUAAUGCUACUGGCCAUGAUCGAAACGAUUUCUUACCCAACCCUCCUGCCAGCGCGGAUUUCAAGGACAGGAUAGCGCAUUUUACUUGGCCGUGGUUUUCAGCAACGAUGUCUACUGGAGCGAUCGCUGUUGUGAUCGCGAAUACACCGAAUCGAUUUACUGGAUUGCAGACUAUUGGCAAGAUCUUCUUCAUUGUUGAUCUGUUUAUGUUCGUUGUGUUUAAUAUCGCCAUGGGACUGCGAGCUUUCUGGUUCCCGAGGAGAUUUUUUGCUUCACUUCAUCAUCCUGUCGAGGGCCUUUUCUUUGGAUCGUACUGGGUUUCGGUCUCACUUAUCUUGAACGCGAUACAGGCUUACGGUGUGCCGAACUGUGGUCCGUGGCUCGUCUCUGCACUGCGGGUUCUGUUCUGGCUCUAUUGCGCUAUUGUUCUGGUUGUUGGAAUUGGGCAAUACUACGCUUUAUUCCAAGAGGAGAGAUUGAAAAUCACAAACGCCGUUCCUGCGUGGAUCUUCCCAAUCUACCCCCUUUUAGUUAUUGGAACGAUGGCUGGCACAAUGAUUCCAUCUCAGCCGGAACAGGCAGCUUUUGAAAUGUGGAUAGGGGCAGUCAUGUUUCAGGGACUCUCCUGGACCGUGGCGUUGAUGAUGUACAGUCUGUACACUCAACGACUCAUGACAAGCGCGUUGCCGGCUCCGCCCACGAGACCUGGAAUGUACGUGUCUGUUGGUCCUGCGGGUUACACGAGCGCGGGCCUCAUAUCGUUGGGAACUCAGGCUUCGAGUGUGCUUCCCGAGAACACAUUCAACAUUAGCGCCCUUCCAGACGGUGACAUUGUGCGGGUCCUUGGGAUCGUCAGCGGACUUUUCAUCGUCACCUUUGCUUUUUGGUUCUUCUGCAUUACAACGAUUGCUGUGAUAGCUGGAAUCAGGCGCAUGCAUUUCACUUUGAACUGGUGGGCCUUCAUAUUUCCAAACGCGGGUCUCUGUCUUGCAAUCAUACAGAUCGGCUCUGCGCUAUCAAGUUCCGCUAUCAAUGGUGUAGCCAGCGCUUUGACCAUUCUCUUGGUCAUCAUGUGGCUCAUCACGGCUGUUGCACAUUUACGAGCUCUCUGGUACGGCAAGAUAAUGUGGCCUGGGAAAGACGAGGACAAAGACAUGUGGCAUCUGGGUUGGGGCAAGUUCAGUGCGUGAUGGACGAUCACCUCGACUACCUUAAUUUCGACUUAAUGCUCCCCAAAAGUUCCUUUUACCUUUUUAAUGUGCCUAAUAGGCUCCGAACCUUUCGCUACUGCGGGCCCCGGAGCAAAUUCCCAACGAAGAGAACGAUCCAAACAACAGCGAGAAUGCGGCAAAAUGCAAAAGCUAACUUCAACGUUGAUUGUUCAUAUUACAGCACCAAGAGACAAAACCCCUGGCCGCCUACCAACAAGACCAGAAGCAAAAAUCAAAAACAUUCCAACGCCCCUAUCAUCA